This is a messenger RNA of Aegilops tauschii subsp. strangulata, 1336 nucleotides long. Lineage: Eukaryota; Viridiplantae; Streptophyta; Magnoliopsida; Poales; Poaceae. The record is from RefSeq and is a predicted model, not a curated record.
AGCAGCCGCGUCGGUAGUGCUCCUUGGAGUUGUCGCUCGCAAUCCUCGGUUUCUCUUCCGUGAUGGCAGUUGUCCACAACCGGACCUCCCCUGGGUCACGCCGCCCCUGCCGCCUACACCCACUGCCGCGCCGCACGCCGCUGGAUCUCCACCCCCACCCUCCCCGCUCCACUAGAUCCCCGCACGCCGCACCACCCCCGGCCAUGGGCGCUGGCUACCCGCCUCCCCCUCCACCAGCUCCCCCGGAUCCCCGCACCACCCGGCCAUGGCGAUGGCUGCUCCCCCCGCUGGGAAUCCCCGCUCCUCCGGCCAUGAAGGGCUCCUCUAGCUCCGCGGUCGUGCACUCCAGCACCGACAGCCACGGUCGUACUCGUGUAAUUCAACAGCGACCCCACCAUCGGAUGGGCGGCCAUGGCAUGCCGACAUGCCGUCCCAGCGCAAGUCCUUUUCUCUGUAUCUUGACCCCGGACCAUUUUUCCUGUAUCUUCAAAUUGGCUCUCUCCCCUCUCUUUUUUGGAUUUCACGCUUCUCUUUCCUCUUCAACUGUUCGUGACCUUCCUCCCAGGUCUGCUUCCGCAUUUUUGGUUGGUGAAGCAUACCAUCGUUCUUUGUUUCAAUCCAAAUCAGACAUGGGUCGGUCUCGCGCGCGAGCACGGCAGCCCCUGAGCAACAUUUCGAUGCUCGCACUUCCUAGGAACCAGGAGCCCCACGACCGCUUCCCUUUCUUCAGCUCGCUGCCGAGCGUCUCCAGCCAAGACGUGACAUUGAGAGAUGGCCAUGGCCGCCCGAUGUCGGAGCGCCGCCGGCCAAGGACCCGCCGGCAUCUAGACCCCCUCCACGCCAUCUCCAUCUCACCGGAGACCUGCACCAAGUCCCAUCCAGCGCCUUCGCCACCCUUCGGCCCCCGCCCCGUAGCUCUGCAGCCCGAGCGCUUCAACCGACUUGUGCCUGAAGCAGAGGAGAGGAGCUCCCUGCCACGAGCCUCUCCGGCGUUGGCAAACCAGCAGGCUGACCCCGCCUCCUACCUUUUUUUCCGCCGCGACGCAUCACCCCUUCGCUGUCUCCUACGGCGUGGACGCCGACGGCAAGUGGUGGCCGGUACCCGGCGGUGGAGAACGCGGUGAAGCAGUUUAAUUAAGGAUCGCGGGUAGGAUUGUAACUAAUGCAGGGUUGUUUUUGUAAAAAUGAAGCAUUUUCUGAUAUACCCACUUAAAAUAGGAUGGCGGGUUGAAUUCUAAUAAAUGGAGGGACUUUUCUGCAAAAAGGCUGACGACGUACGGGCAGAAACCCAUUUUUGUUUAUUAUUAGGUAAAGAUAUACAUGUUAUUCUUCUGUA